Messenger RNA from Heterobasidion irregulare TC 32-1, 2582 nucleotides. Its product is annotated as oligopeptide transporter. Gene Ontology annotation, biological process: transmembrane transport. Lineage: Eukaryota; Fungi; Basidiomycota; Agaricomycetes; Russulales; Bondarzewiaceae. The coding region runs from base 1 to 2337 and encodes 778 amino acids. The record is from RefSeq and is a predicted model, not a curated record. The transcript is spliced from 19 exons. Gene Ontology annotation, molecular function: oligopeptide transmembrane transporter activity.
AUGGCGUCCCUAGCAGCAGCCCCGCCCUCGGCGCACUCGUCCGCCUCGCUCGAGAACGACAAGAGCGCCCUCGGCGCGGGGAACGGCGACCCCGAAAAGGCGGGCAGCGAUUACGAUCAGGAGGCGACUCCCGUGCAUGACUUUGAGGACCCCAACUACGACGAGGCAGCCGGUGCCCUCGAGGACGAGUCCCCGUACCCCGAGGUCCGCUCCGCGGUCGCCAACACCGACGACCCGUCCAUGCCCGCGAGCACCUUCCGCGCCUGGGUCAUUGGCAUCCUCUGGGCGAUCAUCAUCCCCGGCGUCAACCAAUUCUUCUUCUUCCGCUACCCGUCCGUCAACAUCACCCAGAUCGUACCGCAGCUGCUCACGUUCCCGCUGUGCAAGCUUUGGGCGUACGCGCUCCCCAACGCGCGUAUUUUUGGCGUGUCCAUCAACCCGGGCCCGUUCACCGUCAAGGAGCACGUCAUCAUCACCAUCAUGGCCGGCGUUGGCGCUCAGAGCGCGUACGCGACGGACAUCAUCGCCGUGCAGCGCGUGUAUUACAACCAGACGUACAACUUUGGCUACCAGUGGCUCGUCGUGAUGUCCACCCAGCUCAUCGGCUUCUCCAUCGGCGGAAUAUGCAAGCGCUUCCUCGUCUCCCCGCCGUCAAUGAUCUGGCCCGCGAACCUCGUCACCUGCGCGCUCUUCAACACGCUGCACCACUCCCACACCGCCGGCACCGGCGCGCACGGCGGCAUGUCGCGCGAGCGCUUCUUCGUGUACAUCUUCGUGGGAUACGUUAUCUACAACUUCCUGCCGACGUACUUGUUCACGGCGCUGAGCACGUUCUCGUGGGUCACAUGGAUCGCGCCGAAUAACAUCAAAGUGAACCAGCUUUUCGGGUACCAGCACGGUCUCGCGAUGGGCCUCGUCACGUUCGACUGGGCGAACAUCGCGUACAACAACAGCCCGCUUCCCGUGCCCUGGUGGGCGGCUGCGAACGUCGGCAUCAGCUUGGUGUUCUUCUACUGGUUCCUCACGCCCAUCCUCUACUACAAGAACAUCUGGUACGCGCAGUACAUGCCGAUCGUCUCGCGCGGCUCGUUCGACAACACGGGCCACGCGUACAACGUCUCGCGCAUCCUCACCUCGCAGGCGACGAUCGACGAGGCGGCGUACAAGGCGUACAGCCCGCUCUUCAUCUCGACCGCGUUCGCGAUCUCGUACGGGCUGUCGUUCGCGUCGAUCCCCGCGACGCUCACGCACAUCUUCCUCUACUACCGCAAGCAGAUCUGGACGCAGGCGCGCCGCAGCUUGAGCGAGCAGCCGGAUAUACACGCGCGCCUGAUGAGCGUGUACCCGCAGGUGCCGGACUGGUGGUAUGCGCUCGUGUUUCUGAGCAUGUUCGUGUUUGGUGUCGUCGCCAUCGAGGUGUGGGACACCCAGUUCCCCGUAUGGGCCUUUGUCCUCUCGCUUGUAGUCGCCUUCUUCUACACCGUGCCGAUCGGGAUCAUCCAGGCGAUCACGAACCAGCAGGUCGGGCUGAACGUGAUCACGGAGCUCAUCAUCGGGUACGCACUGCCGGGGCGGCCGAUCGCGAUGAUGAUGUUCAAGACGUGGGGGUACAUCACGAUGGCGCAGGCGCUGCAGUUCACGCAGGACUUCAAGCUCGCGCACUACAUGAAGGUGCCCCCGCGCCCGAUGUUCUUCUGCCAGGUCGUGGCGACCGUCAUCGCGGGCACCGUGCAGCUCGGCGUGCAGGCGUGGCUGUUCACGAAUAUCGAGGAUAUGUGCUCGUCGGACCAGCCGGAUGGGUUUAUUUGCCCCAGCACGCAGGUGUUUGGCACGGCGUCGAUCAUCUGGGGUGUCAUCGGGCCCGCGCGCCAGUUCUCGCACGGACAGAUUUACUACGCGCUGCUGUUCUUCUUCCUCAUCGGCGCGCUCGCGCCCGUCAUCCAGUGGGUCGUGCACAAGAAGUGGCGCUUCCCGAUCCUCAAGUACCUCAACUUCCCGAUCAUCUUCUCCGGCACGGGCAACCUCCCGCCCGCGACGCCGAUCAACUACGUGCCCUGGGUCAUCGUCGGGUUUAUCUUCAACUACGUCAUCCGGAGGCGUCAUUUCGGCUGGUGGACAAAGUACAACUAUGUGCUGUCCGCCGGCCUCGACUCGGGCUACGCCGUCGGCACGCUCAUCAUCUUCUUCUGCCUGCAAUACCCGCUCAACGGCGCGAUCGGAAAAGACACGAUCCAGACGUGGUGGGGCAACACCGUGUACACGAACACGGCGGACGCGCUCGGCACGCCGCUGCGCACGUUGGCCGCCGGGAAGACGUUCGGCCCGUCGACGUGGUGAGGCGCGCCGGUGUAUAUAGCGGUGUAUAUAGCGACGACUGUACGUUUGUACGUGCGUUGGAGGGGGGGCGGUGUACUCGUGCACGGGUUUCAUUGGGCGUGCUUUUGUGUUUUACGAUCUGUCAUGAGGUCCGCUUGGCCCGUCGCCGUCGACGGCGGCGGCUGCGCCCUGUGUUUCUUGGCUGUUUACUUGGUGCUUGUUUACUUAUUUCAGCUUGGGUCGGAAUGGGUACGCCUUUUUUCAGU